GCCAACAGCAACAACAACAACAACCACAGCAACCGUGUCAUUAUCAGCAUUUAAUUCAUGACGGUCAAUUACCUACUUUUCAAAUCCCUAGUUAUAUGUCAUCUUUUAAAAACGUAGAUCAUGGCAUGUUAUUAUCUUUCACCACUUUAUACGAACAGCAUUGUCGUGAUUUACUUGAAUUGGUCACAACCAAUCAAGUAGGCAAGGUGAAAAGUCUCAUGUUGACUUUUUAUCAGGACAUGCCGGACUCUUACAAAAGAUUGGUGCAUUCUGUACCUGAAUUAUCAGAAGCCAUUUGGCGUUGGGAUUGUACGCUUUACGAUACCAUGAUUGAGAGGUUUUUACCUACAGUAAAUCAACGUCUUUCUGAAGAAACAAUAAGAAAUUUACAUAUUUUCACAAGAGAAUUGAAAAACUACAUUGAAGCAUCUGCCGUGCAAUACCCGUCAUACUUGGUUCAGAGAAAACUAGAUGUGGCUCGCAUCUUUGCAGCCAAAUUCCGCAGGCAACUUUCGUUGAAUUUUGCAGCCCAAAAUGCGGCUAGUAUUUUGAGUAGUCUACCUCAUGUUGCUCAUAUGAGUGAAAGUUGGAACAAAUUAGAAGUAGAUGCUGUUUUGGAUCAAACGUUAUGGGUAUGCGAUUGUGACACAAAUGAAAUAAAACACAUUUGUGUCCAAGUAUAUGAAUUGUUGAAUAGUCGGUCUAGCAUUGAUAACUGGAUCAGCUGGAUUCAUGGAAUUGUCGAAAAGUAUCUGAUAAAAGGUGGAAACAUACCAAAUUCAAUUUCUCAAGCAAAUCAUUAUUUACACUGUUCUAAACAGUUUUUGCUGAAAUGGAAUUUCUACACUACUCUGAUUAUGAAAGAUAUUACGCUACAACGUACUGAAAGCUUUGGUUCUUUUCAAACUUUACGUUUGUUCUUGGAUGAUUAUAUCUUAUACUUAGUAGAAGAGUCAAUUGCUCAGAUGAAUUCUGAAUUGAUGCAAUCAUUACAAUUGCAGCAGCAGCAACAGCAGCAGCAACAGCAACAGCAACAGCAGCAACAUACAAACUAUUAUCACCCUACUGCUGGACCUACGCCAUCGACAUCCUCUUCUACUACGUCAGCUUCAAACCCUCAUAAACCACGAGGCCCUCAAAAACACCCACCGCCUACCAUUACAUCCGCUAUGACCGCCAGUGGUCACCAUCACAUUGGCAAUAAGAAUAAUACUGGUACUACACCUGCAGCCGCUGCACCCUAUCAGCAGUAAAAUUUCUCGGUUCUUACGACAAUGCAUAAAUCUUUGCUUCCUUUUUUUUAAUUUCCCUUAACGAUUCUAUUCUUGCUUCUAACCUUGCUUAUUUAUUUAUGUUUUAAUACCUUUCUUUAUGUUGUAUACAUAUCUCUUCUAAUAUCUAUAAUUUUCUAUUUAUUUUGGCUCUUAUAUAACUGUACCCUACAGUAAAAAACUUUAAUAUGCUAAUUUUUUUUAUUGUAACACUCCAAUAAAGGGAAAAACUCAAAAAUGUCUUUGCACUUAACCGUGGAAUUUCAUCUGUACAUUUACAAAAAUAAAUGAUUUUGCGAAAUAGUUGGCGAAAAUUUUGAAAAGUAAAAAAUAUACUCGUUUU
This is a messenger RNA of Mycotypha africana, 1614 nucleotides long. RefSeq lists its product as uncharacterized. Gene Ontology annotation, biological process: regulation of transcription by RNA polymerase II. Lineage: Eukaryota; Fungi; Mucoromycota; Mucoromycetes; Mucorales; Mycotyphaceae. Gene Ontology annotation, molecular function: RNA polymerase II cis-regulatory region sequence-specific DNA binding; DNA-binding transcription factor activity, RNA polymerase II-specific. The record is from RefSeq and is a predicted model, not a curated record. The coding region runs from base 96 to 1253 and encodes 385 amino acids. The transcript has 3 exons.